Messenger RNA from Truncatella angustata, 621 nucleotides. Its product is annotated as glycolipid transfer protein domain-containing protein. Gene Ontology annotation, biological process: ceramide transport; intermembrane lipid transfer. Gene Ontology annotation, molecular function: ceramide 1-phosphate binding; ceramide 1-phosphate transfer activity. The transcript is spliced from 2 exons. Bases 1 to 621 code for a protein of 206 amino acids. Gene Ontology annotation, cellular component: cytosol; membrane; cytoplasm. The record is from RefSeq and is a predicted model, not a curated record. Lineage: Eukaryota; Fungi; Ascomycota; Sordariomycetes; Amphisphaeriales; Sporocadaceae.
AUGUCUGCCCCUACCUUCCCCGCUGGCGGUACCAUCAUCGACACCUUCAAGCAAUCCUUCACCACUGUCCCCGUCAACAGCGAGAAGGACAAUGCCGUCGCCACUACCCAGUUCCUCGAUGCCGCCGAGUCCCUGACCACCAUUUUCGACGCCCUCGGCUCUGUCGCUUUCUCCCCUGUCAAGAAUGACUUGAUCGGCAACAUCAAGAAGCUGCGCGAACGCCAGGCCGCUGCCCCCACCGAGUCUGAGACCGUCCAGGAGCUCGUUCUGAAUGAGCUCAAGACCAAGAAGCACGUUGCUACCGAGGGUCUGGUAUGGCUGGUUCGUGGUCUCGACUUCACAUGCAUUGCCCUCUCCCAGAACGUCAACAGCGAGACCGAGGAGCUCUCGGACUCUUUCCGCAACGCCUACGGCGCCACCCUUAAGCCUCACCACAGCUUCCUCAUCAAGCCCGUCUUCAGCGCUGCCAUGAGCGCCUGCCCCUACCGCAAGGACUUCUACACAAAGCUCGGCUCCGACCCCGAGAAGGUCAAGGCCGAGCUUCGCCCCUACCUCAAGAGCCUUGAGCAGAUUGUUGCUAUCCUCAAGGGUUUCUUGGACCGCAAGGAGGCCAAGUGGUAA